This is a messenger RNA of Closterium sp. Naga37s-1, 3951 nucleotides long. NCBI's taxonomy places the organism in Eukaryota, Viridiplantae, Streptophyta, Zygnematophyceae, Desmidiales, Closteriaceae. The record is from the annotation of a GenBank genome assembly.
AUGCCAUCUCGUCCGUUCUGGUGUCAUCAGUGCGCCACGGUGCGGUCGUUAACAGCUCCUUCGAACGAUGCAGAAGCAGCGGAGGUCAUCUGCGCGUGGUGCGGCGGCGGAUUCGUGGAGGAGUUGACAGCUGGCAGCGACAUCGACGGCGGGGAGCACGGCGGCCACCACAGAUGGAGCCACCGCGGAUCCGACCACGCGCGCGGUGCCGCUGCUACUCCCGCGCCCGUGAUUGACCUAGCGGAGGAGUAUACGGGCAACGCACAUGCCAGCAACGCGCAUGCCGGCAGCGCGCAUGCCGGCGCGGCGAGCGGGUUCGCGAGGGAGGCGCGUGAGAGCCCGUUCGCGUGGGACGGCGAGAGCGCGGGCGAUGCGGAUGUCAGUGCAGGCGAGACCGCCAGGGUCGCCGCCGUCGCGUCGCUCCGCCCCGAGCGGCCCUUCCGCGGAUUCGUUCGCCGGCGGCACGUCGGCGUGGGUGCUGACGUCAGGUCCCCAGGCCCGUCUGCCGGCGAAGCAGCGUUCCGAGAGUCCAGCGGGUGGGGCGUGCGGCCCGCCGAUGAUGACGGCCGCGCUGCGCAUGCCGCCGCUGGCGUUAGCCGUAGUGGCAGCGGUGGCGGCGGCGGCGCCGCCAGUGGUGGUUCUUCCGCGGCCGCCGCUUCCGCUGCGGCUGGAGCGAGCGGCGAGGCGGAGGAGGGCGGCGAGCGGCACGGCGCGGCGCGGAGGCUGGAGGGCGCGUAUCUGGGGCUGGCGAGGAUGCUGCGAGACAUGGACGACCGCGUUGACCACGCUGACGUGGCCAGUAGGGAACCAGCUGCGUACGGCAGAGGGGGACUGACGGGAAGGGCAGGGGGAGCGGCGUCGGCGCGGUUGCGGCGCCUGCUGGCGCGCCUCGAGUCGCUCAACGCCAUCGUCGGCGGGCAGCUGCUGGGCGGCGCCGUUGCGGGCGGCGCGGCGGGCGGCAUAGCGGGCGCGGUGGGGGAUUACUUCUUCGGGGACGACUUCGACGCGCUCGUCGAGAGGAUUUCCGCUGACGACGCCGUCAGCACGCGCAACCCGCCCGCCUGCCCGGCGGCCGUCGAGGCGAUGCUGGUGCGCGUGGUGACCGCUGCUGACGUGGCGCAGCGGGAGGCGGCGGGCGAGGGCGAGCACGGGGAGGGCGGCGGGCUGAUGGACCCGUGCGCGAUCUGCAAGGACGACUACGAGGCGGGCGCCGUCACGCGGCAAAUGCCGUGCCGCCACGUGUACCACUCCGAUUGCAUCCUGCCGUGGCUGCAGCGCCACAACACGUGCCCCGUCUGCCGCUACGAACUGCCCACCGCCGACGCGCAGGACGCGCCGCAGCAGGGGCAGGGGCGGGGGGCGGAAGAAGCAGGGGGAACCGGCGCGGGCGGGGGAGCGGAAGCUGGUGGCGGCGGCGCAGCAGGGGGAGGCGAGGGGGAGCGCGGCGACGUUGAGUGGCACGAGAUGCACACGGAGAGCGGGGAGAGGGGCCGCGGGGGGUGGAGCGGCGGAGUGAGCGGGGAGGAGGGGGGCGGCAGCGGGUGGGAAGGCGGAGAUAGCGAAAGGGAGAGCGUGGGGUUCCGGUGGGAGUGGACGGAGCGGGAGCGGGAGAGGGAGAGAGAGAGGGAGAGGGAGCGAGAAGAGUGGAGGGAACGGGCGUGGGAGAGGGUGAGGGAGAGGGAACGGGAAAGGGAGCGGGAGCGCGGGGGACUGGGAGUGCGGGGAGUGUUGGGGCAGUCAGUGGCAGCGCGCGCCCUCAACAGGAACAGCAUCGGCACCCUGACCAGCCUGGUCAGCCUGGGCGCCGCCAGCAGCGCGCGCAGCUCGCUUCCUCGCGAGGCGGGGCGCGCGGGGAGAGGGGCGGAGUGGGAGGAGCGCACGCGGUGGGGAUGGGGGAUAGGAGGGGACGCGGGUGGGAGUGGCGCGGGUGGCGGGUGGGGGAGGGGCGGGUUGGGAGGUGCGGGGUGGGGGCUGAGGGGAGGGCGCGAGAGGGGCGUGAGGGAGGAGAGGGAGUGGGAAAGGGAGAUGCGACGAGAGGUGAUCCGGAAUUGGGGAAGGGAGGGGGAAAGGGGGAGUGAGAGGGAUAGCGAGAGGGAGAGUGAGAGGGACAGUGUGAGGGAGAGUGAGAGGGAGAGUGUGAGGGGUAGCGAGCGGGAGAGCGAGACAGAGAGGGAGCAGGGGAUGGACGUGCAGUGGUGGGGCGGGCAGGGCUGGUCCAGGGGCGCCCGUGUGAUGUCCCCCGCCGCCCUGCGCCACCACCGCCACGCCUCCCCCGCGCGCCUCGCCUCCCCUGCUCUCGCCGCGCCAGAGGCUCCCGCGGGAGCAGCAGCCCCUACUGGUGGCUUGGCGCAGCGGGCGCAGCUGCAGGGGCAGCAGGGGCAGCAGGGGCGGGAGGGGCGGGAGGCGCAGAGAGUGAGUCCGCGGACGGGCAGGCAAGCGGGGCUCGGGUUGUGGGGUGGCGCGGGGCAGAGGCAUGCAUGGGCGGACGUCACAGGGGGAACGGAGAGGCGAGGGGGCAGCAGAGGAGGCAUGGAGAGCAGCGUGAGCGAGUGGGGAAGUCCGUGGGAGGCGCAGCAGCAGAGCAGCGAGGAGGGCAGUGCGUGGUGGCGACAGGCCGGGGCGGAGGGCGCAGGCCAGAGGUGGGCGGGCGGACGGGCUGGGGGCAGGGCGCAGGGGGGAGAGGAGCAGGGGCAGGAGGAUGGGGGGUGGCAGGCAAUGCAGAAUGAGCAGAUGAGCGGGGGCGAGGGGGCGGGGGUGGGGGGCGUGGAGAGCGCGGAGGAGGGGGGUGGAACGACAAUGGCGCGAUGGAUGAGUGAGGGAGGAGACAGUGGUGGGUGGGAGUGGGAGGAGGGCGGAACGAGUAUGGCCGCGUGGGGUAUGGGAGGAGGGGAGGAGCAGCAUGAGGAGCAGCAUGAGGAGCAGCAUGAGGAGCAGCAUGAGGAGCAGCAUGAGGAGCAGCAUGAGGAGCAGCAUGAGGAGCAGCAUGAGGAGCAGCAUGAGGAGCAGCAUGAGGAGCAGCAUGAGGAGCAGCAUGAGGAGCAGCAUGAGGAGCAGCAUGAGGAGCAGCAUGAGGAGCAGCAUGAGGAGCAGCAUGAGGAGCAGCAUGAGGAGCAGCAUGAGGAGCAGCAUGAGGAGCAGCAUGAGGAGCAGCAUGAGGAGCAGCAUGAGGAGCAGCAUGAGGAGCAGCAUGAGGAGCAGCAUGAGGAGCAGCAUGAGGAGCAGCAUGAGGAGCAGCAUGAGGAGCAGCAUGAGGAGCAGCAUGAGGAGCAGCAUGAGGAGCAGCAUGAGGAGCAGGCGGAGGAGGGGGAAGGGGAGGAGGAGAUUGAGGGGGAUGACGUGGGGAGGGAGUGGCAAGUGGAUGGGUCGGAUGGAGGAGAGGGGCAGGAGGAGUGGGAGGAGGGCGAGGGAGAUGAGGAGCAAGACGAGGAGGAUGUGGAUGAGGAGGAAGAAGAAUGUGAAGAGUACUAUGAUGAGGAGGAGGAUGAGGAGGGGGAGGAGGAGGAGGAGGGGGAGGGGGAGGAGCAAGAGGAGCAGGAGGAUGAGGAGGGGGAAGAAGAGGGCAAGGAGCAACUGUUUUUUGACAGCAGUGCAGACCAUGAGGUCAUGCUGACGUCACACUAUCAUCAGCAUCUGCACUUGCCAUCCCCCUCCCCCCCCCCUCUCCCCGCCUCCAGCCUAUGGGCGCCGUCCCUCCCCCCCCUCCCUCAGCCCACGUCCCCCUCUCACUGCAUCACCUCCUCUCGCUGCAUCCCCCCCCCAUGCAUGGCACGCCCCCCCACUCCCCUCGCUGCACACGCACCUCUCUUCCUCCCCCCUGCGCUCCGCUCCUCCCCCGCGCCUGCCCUCCUCGCCCUCAUCCUUCUGCCCGCGCCCCCGACUCUCUCCCCGCUAUGCCUCCCUGCGCACACAGCCCCACCGACCGCCCUCACCACUCUGAGGUCCCUCUGCUGA